AUGACUCACUUGCGCACUUCCAACCUUGGAAGGUUGUUGUUGUCUGACAGUCGACCCCGCUGCACGACACAGUAUUUCAUGCCCCGAAACAUCCUUUGUGGUAGCUGGAGCCUAACGAGGUCUACUUUCCGGCCGCAACUACGCUCCCAGACACUUUAUACCCUGCGUCUUGCAUCGUACUUCGCAACCAACCCGAGAACAAACUUCCAGAAAAGCGCAGGACUACUUAAUCUCUCCGAACGAAGUCGCAUACAAAGCUACAUCCAUCCAAAGCACAAAAUGUCCACAUCCACUCCAGACCGCUACAAGCUCGUCUUCUUCGUCCCAACCGCCAACGUGGAGGCCUGCAAAGAUGCCAUCUUCGCCACAGGCGCAGGGUCAUUCCCAGGUGGGAAGUAUACCAAAGUCUGUUUCCAGACUGUUGGUACAGGCCAAUUUCUGCCCGGCAAUGGGGCAGUGCCGGCGGUCGGAACUGUCGGUGCUUUGGAACGGUGCGAGGAGGUCAGGGUUGAGAUUAUGUGUCUUGGCCGGGGCAUUAUGCUGAACGCAGUUGAUGCUUUGGUCUCGGCGCAUCCGUAUGAGCAGGUUGCUUAUGAGGUUUAUAAGAUGGAGAAUGUCUAG
Molecule: messenger RNA, 621 nt
Organism: Penicillium egyptiacum
Lineage: Eukaryota; Fungi; Ascomycota; Eurotiomycetes; Eurotiales; Aspergillaceae
Source: the annotation of a GenBank genome assembly